AUGACUUUUUUCUCUUUCUUCUCCUUCUUCUUCUUCUUCUUCUUCUUCUUCUUCUUCUUCUUCUUCUUCUUCUUCUUCUAUGUGCUGUGUCCCUUCAAGACAUUGCUUUUUCUUGUUUUUCUUUUUUGCCUUUUUCUUCUUCUCUCUUUCUUUUUGUUUUUCUUCUUUGCUUUCUUCUUUUUCCAUUUUUUUCUUUGCCUCCUUUUAUUUCUUUGUUGCAUUCUUUUUAGCUUCUUUUACUUCUUUGUUUUCUUUUACUUUGCCUUCUUCUUUUUUCAUUCUUUUUCUUCUUUCUUUUUUUUCUUAUUUCUCUUCCUUUUCUUUUUGACCUUUUUUCAUUUCUUUUUCUUACAGAUUAAUAAUUUCUUCUAUUUUCUUCUUUGCCUUCUUCUUACUCUUUUCUUUCUUCUUUUUCUUUUUUCCCCAUUUCCUUUUUUCUCCUUUUUGACUUAUUUGCUUUCUUCUUCUUUUUCUUUGACUUCUUUUUUUCUUCUUUACUUUCUUCUUUUCUUACCUUCAUUUUCUUCUUUGCCUCCUUUUUUUACUUCUUUUUUUCAUUGCUUUCUUCUUAUUUUUCUGUCUUUUUUCUCUUCCUUUUAUUAUUUACCUUUUUUCCUUUCUUUUUCUUUCUGCUUUAUAAUUUCUUUUUUUUAA
Molecule: messenger RNA, 654 nt
Organism: Acanthosepion pharaonis
Lineage: Eukaryota; Metazoa; Mollusca; Cephalopoda; Sepiida; Sepiidae
Source: the annotation of a GenBank genome assembly